This is a messenger RNA of Melozone crissalis (California towhee), 4839 nucleotides long. It is a transcript of the gene ANTXRL, whose product is annotated as ANTXR like. The record is from RefSeq and is a predicted model, not a curated record. The coding region runs from base 184 to 1857 and encodes 557 amino acids. Lineage: Eukaryota; Metazoa; Chordata; Aves; Passeriformes; Passerellidae. The transcript is spliced from 18 exons. Gene Ontology annotation, cellular component: membrane. Gene Ontology annotation, molecular function: signaling receptor activity.
CCCUCAGGGUUGAGCUGAGAUCCUGAAGAUAGUAAUUUCUUUUUUUUAUUUCUUUUUUUGUUGUUGUUGUUGUUGUUUUAUUUUGAUUUUUUUCUCUGCUCUCGGUGCUUCCGAAGCGCCUGUAAGAUUUGCAGAGAGAGAGAGAGAGAGACUGGGGGAGGAGGAAUUAAGGAAAGGGAAAAGAUGGCGAGUUGCUGGAGCAGUGUGGAGAAAGCGGCAUUUUUGUGCUGCCUUUUGCUGGCAAUGGGGAGUCUCAUCUGCUGCGCCCGGCCGGCAGAGGAGGAAGAGCAAGAAGAGCAGCGCUCCUGUCACGGUGCCUUUGAUCUCUACUUCGUCCUGGAUAAAUCUGGAAGUGUCAAAAAUCAUUGGACUGAGAUUUACUCCUUUGUGGAAAGCCUAGCUGAGAAAUUCAUAAGCCCAAUGCUGCGGAUGUCCUUCAUUGUGUUCUCUUCACGGGGCACUACGAUCAUGAAGCUGACAGAGAACAGGGAAGCCAUAAGACGAGGACUCGACAUUCUUAAGGAAGAAUUGCCUGGAGGAGACACAUUCAUGCAUGAAGGAUUUAAAAGGGCAAAUGAGCAGAUUUACCAUGAGACCUAUGGAGGAGUUCGGACCGCCAGCGUGAUCAUUGCCCUGACGGACGGCGAGCUGCAAGACGCUCAGUUCUAUUAUGCAGAGCAAGAAGCCAACAGAGCCAGAAGCUUUGGAGCUACUGUUUAUUGUGUUGGAGUGAAAGAUUUCAAUGAAACUCAGCUGUCAACGAUUGCUGACAGCAUCGAUCAUGUUUUUCCAGUUAAAGGAGGCUUUUAUGCCCUAAGAGGAACCAUUGAUUCAAUUCUGAAGAAGUCUUGCAUUGAGAUCCUGGCAGCUGAACCAUCCAGUGUUUGUGCAGGAGAAUCCUUUCAAGUUGUGGUGAGAGGCAACGGCUUUUAUCAUGCGAGAAACAUCGACCAGGUGCUCUGCAGCUUCAAGCUCAAUGACAGCCUUACUAUCAGUGAAAAGCCAACUUAUGUUCAUGAUACAUACUUGCUUUGCCCUGCCCCCGUGAUAGAAGAUGCUGGACAGGUGGUUUUCCUACAAGUCAGCAUGAACAACGGGCUAACGUUCAUCUCCAGCUCUGUCAGCAUCACCAGCACACAUUGUCUGACUGGGACCAUCCUUUUCAUUGCUCUUCUGAUUCUCUUUCUGCUGCUGGCUCUGGCUCUUCUGUGGUGGUUUUGGCCCCUUUGCUGCACAGUGGUGAUCAAGGAGCCACCUCCACCACCACCUCCAGAGCCUGACUCAGAUGAUGAAGAUGGAUUGCCAAAGAAGAAGUGGCCAACCGUGGAUGCAUCUUAUUAUGGAGGCCGAGGUGUUGGUGGGAUUAAGAGGAUGGAGGUGCGAUGGGGAGACAAGGGGUCGACAGAGGAAGGAGCAAAAUUGGAGAAACCCAAAAAUGCUAUUAUUAAGUUGCCAGAACAGGAGUAUGAACCGUGGGAACCCAAGCCAAAGAAGCCCCAUGUGAGAAAACCACCUUCCCAGCGAAAAUGGUACACUCCAAUCAAGGGUAAACUUGAUGCCCUGUGGGCUUUGGUUCGACGAGGCUAUGACCAAGUCUCUCUUAUGAGACCACAGCCUGGGGAUAAGGGAAGAUGCAUAAACUUCACCCGUGUGAAGUCAGAUGGGACCUCUGCCCCUUACAGCCCACCGCCGAAGCUGCCCUUGCGCGACAACGCUCCCCUCAACAACGCUCCAAGGAGCCCUUCCUCUCCUGUGUCUCUGCAGCCUCCUUCCAGGCAGCCACCUCCUGGGCCACCUCCAUCCCGAGCCCCUCCUGGACCUCCUCCUUCACGCCCACCCCCGCAGCCCAUGGCUUAGAGUGCAGCAAAACCUGAUCGACACAACACGUCUCUUUGCUGAACACAGCAUAUUUAUUGAGUAUUGGUUUACAGUUAAAGAUAACAGAAUUUGUUGCUGGUCAGCAAAAAGAAAAAAAAAAGAAAAAGGGAAAAAAAUAUUGCCAAGUGUCAAUUUUAGUGUAUGAAUAUAUUUAUACCACACGUGCUGAGUAAACAUUCAGUGGAAAGAUUCAGAGCUAUGGGGUAUAGAAACAAACCAAAAUGAUCAUCUAGAUACAGUAGCAGCUUUUCUGUGUAUACUUUUGGAGUGUAUUUAGCUAGGACAGUUGUCUGACUUGGUGUGUCAGAUCAUUCAUUAAUAACUUUAGCCGGUACUCGUGCAUCAGUGGCUUCGAUAGCUGCCGCCUACAAGUUGGUUCAACAUAGCUCAUUGAGGAAUUUGCUUUUUUUUUUCCCAACAGUACUGCAUCCAGAUGUUAAUAUGGAUCAACAGUUUCAAAGAUAACUUUCUGCCUUUGGUUCUGCAGGUGGAAUUUCCAUGGAAGUUUUAAGGGGUCUAUAACAGUCAUGAGAUAACAUAAGACUAUGUGCCAAUAAUCUAGCUCAAUAAUCUAUCAUAGAAGAGGGAUAUAUUUUUUCCCCUAGAAAAAUCAGUUUUGAGCCUGCUAUCUCUGAAUACGUUUAGACGUGGUUGCAUAGGACAACCACUGAAAGUGAGAUACUUCAUCUAGAAAUCCAGAUUUUGUAUAAGACUUGAGUGCAUAUUUGUCCAAAGUUCAGAGGAAUUUUGAGAAAGCUAAAUACCAAUUGACUUGGUGUUUAGCUUUCAUUUAUAGAAAGUGUAGUCCAAAAGGAAGCAAACAUACAUGGAAUUUGAGCACAGAUGCUGUAGUAAGCAAACAGAAUGUGUUAUUUAUAUCAGCAGCAUUGAGGGACUGAUUCUAUUGCUAUUUGAUUGGAUAAAUUUCCUUUUGAUCUUACUGCCUAGAAGAAUUCGAUCCUUUUGUGAUUAAAACAUAAAUUCCUCUUUAAGUAGCUAUUUCUUUAGACAGUUCAGAUCCCACUAAUAUGUAACCCUGCAGUCUACCUGUGGCUGAGAGGCAUGGUGUGAAGAGUGAGCAUGAGCUUUUAUCCCUGUUUUACAUGCUUGGCUGCUCUCCCAUGCCCUCAAUUUGGGUGUCACCAGAAGGGGAUGUGAGCGCCCACACAGGGGUGGGAAUUUCUGACGCGGGACUGGGGGCCAGCCCAUUAUUAGUGUUCACUGAGCAAUAUCUGAGUGGGUUGUGCCCAGAGCAUUCCCUAGUGAAUCAAAAUAACACCUGAGCUUGCUUUUUCUCCACCACUACCUAUUGUAUUGGAGAGGGAACCUAUGCUGGUCUGCUUUGGCACUGGCUGUGUUUUUAGGAUAGUUGUAGAAAUAAUGAUACUGCAUUAUGUUGCAUUAUGACACAGCAUAUACCUAUUUCUCCAUCUGUGUGUGGGUGUGUAACACAUCACAGGAGUUAUUGGCACAUAAGUCUAGGAUAAAACACUAACUGUAUUGUGCAGUUGCUCCAGAUUUAAGACCUUUUCAUGCAGUUGUUACAGGCAUAUAAAGUUGUACUGGCACAAACAGAAAUCAAGCUUAAUGUUUCCAGUGGAAGGCCCACUUGCAGAAUACCACCAAGCUCUCAUCAGUCUAUGCUGAUCACUGUGACAUGCCGUAUGUAUGCAGCUGAGGCUGUCAAACAUGACUCAGAAGAACCACAGAGCCUCUUUCUCCUCUUGCACUGCUCUGCUCUCUUGAGCUUAGCUCUUACCUCAUGUAUAUUGGUGCAGGUAGUGGAAUCAUGGUUGUGAGUGCCAGCUGGCCUUGGAGCUGUUCCUAAUUUAGGCCAGAGCCAGCAAAGCAUUUCUGCAUGUGUUAAAAUAUCCUGCAGGUCAAGAGAAACUUCCUUAUGCCCAAGUGCUUUGCUGACUUGUGACUUCAUUGUGAUCAGAAAGGAGAAUUGGGAUGCACUCAACCCUAUCCUCAUUCUUUUUAGACACUUGAAUAGGGUCUGCAUAAUUUGGUUCAUGAGAAUGGAUUUCUGUUUGGAGGGGAAAGAAGAGUAUGUGUGUGUGUGUGUGUGUGUGUGCGUGCCUGUGCUUGUGUAUGGGAACUGUGCAGGGUUUUGUUUGGUUUCUCUUGCUUUACAAAAAUUGCUUGAGAGUUGCACUCCUAUGAAUAGAAAGGCCUUUUGCAGCCAGUGUAACACACAGAGUCAUCACCUAUCUCUGUUUCUUUCAGCUGAAAGGUGAAACUAAAGCAGUUCUAUUUUCCACUGCAGUUCUGGUGAAACUCUGGUCUUACCCCAGUGAAAGGAAGUGGCUGACUGCAGUGAGAGGGCAGGAGGAAGUUUGGGGAAGGUGCUUCACAAACAGAGAUCAUUGAUGGGCAUUAUACUGGUAAUGUGGAAACCCUACAAUAGCCUUGCUGGGUCUAAGACCAUUUGUAAUGUGUAUGUACAGUGAACCUAACAGCUUCUCACAUUGGUUGUGUGAGAAUAAUUAUCCAGCAAAUGCCAACUAGAAAUUGAAAUGGCAGAGGACGAUAAAACUGAUACCCAUGCCAGGAAAAGCAGGGCAUUAGAGCUUUAACUUCUUGUGGGGCUGCAACAGACCACUGCUCUGUAGAUGCCAAGUCUCUUAUCAGCAGGCAGCAGUGAGAUUGAAGCAGUGACUUGGUGGGUCAAGAGUUAACUUUAGCUAAUGACAAAGCCUGGGAGCCAGAUUUUGUCUUGUGUUGCACCUGUAGAGAUCUUGGGAGAGGCGAGUCGAGUUGGCGAUUUGCCCUCAUGUCAAUGUUGGUGGAAUGUGACUCCUUGCCAGUGACAGUGGAGCUGUUGGCUCAGGCAGGGCUUCUCACAGUCACACAUCCAACAUGCCUCUUGUUUGCAGUUGAGGAGAUGAUUGGUCUUUGCUGGAAUACACAGACUUACAAAGAUAACACAUGCUAACAAUUCUGCACAACUUGCAAGUG